CGACCGACAUCACGCCAGUGUUGGCAUUGCCAGAGCUUUCCAGCAAGAUACAGAUACAAUGCGCGAUCAAAAGGGGUAACAGCAUGUUAUUACUGUGUCGCCCGUAUGCCGUGGCGAUUCGCGUGUCUCAGCUCCCAUGCGGCCUCACAGGAUUGCUCAGCGGAACUCUCGCUCGCUCAGCAUUUAUGCAGAUACGCUGAGGUUGCAAUGACUCGACACGGAUCUUGCAUGCCCAUCAGAUCCGUCGGCUGCUGUACCAGCCUGACCAGCCCUGGCGACAGACAGAUGCGAUACGGAGUCCAAAAGCGCUGGACAAGACCAUCGAGUCGUCUGGUGUGA
This is a messenger RNA of Heterobasidion irregulare TC 32-1, 339 nucleotides long. RefSeq lists its product as uncharacterized. The record is from RefSeq and is a predicted model, not a curated record. NCBI's taxonomy places the organism in Eukaryota, Fungi, Basidiomycota, Agaricomycetes, Russulales, Bondarzewiaceae. The coding region runs from base 106 to 339 and encodes 77 amino acids. The transcript has 2 exons.